Messenger RNA from Grosmannia clavigera kw1407, 1014 nucleotides. Its product is annotated as aldo-keto reductase. The transcript is spliced from 2 exons. The record is from RefSeq and is a predicted model, not a curated record. NCBI's taxonomy places the organism in Eukaryota, Fungi, Ascomycota, Sordariomycetes, Ophiostomatales, Ophiostomataceae. Gene Ontology annotation, cellular component: cytoplasm. Bases 1 to 1014 code for a protein of 337 amino acids.
AUGUCUCUGCCUACCCGCCAGCUUGGCCGUAACGGCCCCCAGGUCACAGCCAUGGGCUUCGGGCUCAUGGGCCUGAGCGCAUUUUACGGGUCAAUGGGCGACGAAGCCGAGCGGUUCGCCUUUCUUGACCACCUGUACGCCUCGGGCGAGCGCUUCUGGGAUACUGCCGAUAUGUACGGCGACAGCGAGGACCUGCUGGGCCGGUGGUUCAAGAAGAACCCCGGUGCCCGCGAGACCAUCUUCCUGGCAAGCAAGUUCGGCUUCACGCCGGACCGCACGAUCCGCUCGGAUCCGGCCUAUGCCAAAGAGGCGUGUGCCCGCAGCCUGUCGCGACUUGGCAUCGACCACAUCGACCUGUAUUACGUACACCGUGUAGACACGGUGACGCCGAUUGAGGACACUGUGGAGGCGUUGGUGGAUCUAAAGAAACAAGGAAAGAUCCGUUACAUCGGCCUCUCUGAAGUGUCUCCUACCACGCUGCGCCGUGCCUGCGCCGUCCAUCCGAUUGCAGCGGUGCAGAUGGAGUACAGUCCUUUUGAGCUGAUUGUCGAGCAGCCCAAGGACACAGGACUGCUGGCGACGUGCCGCGAGCUUGGUGUCGCUCUUGUGGCCUACUCGCCGCUCGGCCGCGGCCUGCUGACAGGGCAAUACCGCAGUCCAGCCGACUUUGGCAAGGACGACUUCCGGGUAAUGAUGCCGCGCUUCUCGCCCGAGAACUUCCCCAAGAACCUGGCACUGGUCGACACGCUGUCGUCGCUGGCCAGCAGUAAGGGCUGCACGACCAGCCAGCUGACCCUCGCCUGGCUGAUGCACCAAGGCGACGACAUCUUCCCAAUCCCAGGCACCAAGAAGAUCAAGUACUACGACGACAACCUGGGCGCGUUGUCGGUGAAGCUGACGGACGCCGAGGCUGCGGCCAUCCGUACCGCCGUCGACUCUGCCGAGAUCGUUGGCGAACGGUACCCGCCGCAGAUGAGCGUGGCGCUGAUGGCAGACACGCCUGAAAAGAAGUAG